This is a messenger RNA of Penaeus chinensis, 1080 nucleotides long. RefSeq lists its product as uncharacterized. The record is from RefSeq and is a predicted model, not a curated record. Lineage: Eukaryota; Metazoa; Arthropoda; Malacostraca; Decapoda; Penaeidae. The coding region runs from base 1 to 1080 and encodes 359 amino acids. The transcript has a single exon.
AUGACAAACAGCCAGACCGACAGCCGGACCAACAGCCAGACCGACAGCCUGACUGACAGCCAGUCUGACAGCCAGACCGACAGCCAGACCAACAGCCAGACCAACAGCCUGACUGACAGCCAGACCAACAGCCAGACUAACAGUCAGUCUGACAGCCAGACCGACAGCCAGACCAACAGCCAGACCAACAGCCUGACUGACAGCCAGACCAACAGCCAGACUAACAGUCAGUCUGACAGCCAGACCGACAGCCAGACCAACAGCCAGACCAACAGCCUGACUGACAGCCAGACCAACAGCCAGACUAACAGUCAGUCUGACAGCCAGACCGACAGCCAGACCAACAGCCAGACCAACAGCCAGACCAACAGCCUGACUGACAGACAGACCAACAGCCAAACUAACAGCCAGUCUGACAGCCAGACCGACAGCCGAACCAACAGCCAGACAGACAGCCGGACCAACAGCCAGACCGACAGCAGGACCGACAGCCAGACCGACAGCCGGACCAACAGCCGAACCAACAGCCAGACCGACAGCAGGACCGACAGCCAGACCGACAGCCGCACCAACACCCAGACCGACCGCCGAACCAACAGCCAGACCAACAGCCGGAUCAACAGCCGGACCAACAGCCGGAUCAACGGCCAGACCAACAACCGAACCAACAGCCAGACCAACAGCAGGACCAACAGUCGGACUAACAGCCAGACCAACACCCUGACCGACAGCCGGACCGACAGCCGGACCAACAACCGAACCAACACCCUGACCGACAGCCAGACCAACAGCCGAACCAACAGCCAGACCAACAGCCGGACCAACACCCUGACCGACAGCCAGACCAACAACCGAACCAACAGCCAGACCAACAGCCGGACCAACACCCUGACCGACAGCCAGACCAACAACCGAACCAACAGCCAGACCAACAGCAGGAGCAACAACCGAACCAAAAGCUAUACUGACAGCCGGACCGACAGCCGGACCGCAGGGCAGGCCGGAGACCGCAGGGCCGGCGGCGAGGCGGCCGCCCUCGGGCCUCGUUCCCCACACGCAUCGCGCUCCGUCCCUCUCUGA